This is a messenger RNA of Etheostoma spectabile (orangethroat darter), 1932 nucleotides long. RefSeq names its product DNA methyltransferase 1 associated protein 1 (gene dmap1). Gene Ontology annotation, biological process: negative regulation of transcription by RNA polymerase II; chromatin remodeling; DNA repair. Gene Ontology annotation, cellular component: Swr1 complex; NuA4 histone acetyltransferase complex; nucleus. Lineage: Eukaryota; Metazoa; Chordata; Actinopteri; Perciformes; Percidae. The transcript is spliced from 10 exons. Gene Ontology annotation, molecular function: transcription corepressor activity. The record is from RefSeq and is a predicted model, not a curated record. Bases 476 to 1783 code for a protein of 435 amino acids.
AAUUAGAAGGCCAGCGACCCGGAAGUAGUAGUGUCGGUUCAGUUGCUACCUACUCACCUAGCCUCAACAAUAGCUCGUGAAUAUUGUUAAUAACUCUCUUUAUAGCUUUCACGUAUAGUAGACGCGUUUACCGUAUUAAUACAAAACAAAUCUCACAAAAUUGUUGCUUGGCUGAAUGCGACUCUAUGUAAAGUUAACGUAGCUUACAAAGGACAACGUUAGCCUUUAGCUAGUAGCGUAACGUUACCGCACUGAAAAUGCGCAUGUGAAUGAAAGAUAUUUACGUUUCACAGGUUGUGAGAUUAAUUAACAACAUAUUAAGUCAUGUCUACUGGCGCUGAUGUCAGGGAUAUUCUGGAGUUGGCUGGAGGAGAAAAUGACGGUCCCAUCAGCAAGAAAGAUCUCAUUAACUCAGACAAGGUGAAAAAAAACGAAGAAGACAACAGAAACGCUGACCUUCAAGAGACCUGAGGGGAUGCACCGAGAGGUCUAUGCUCUGCUCUACUCAGAUAAAAAAGAUGCACCCCCUUUGCUGCCUAGUGAUACUACUCAGGGCUACAGGACAGUUAAAGCCAAGCUGGGCUGUAAAAAGGUGCGACCUUGGAAGUGGAUGCCCUUCACCAAUCCAGCUCGCAGGGAUGGGGCUAUAUUCCACCACUGGAGACGUGUGGCAGAGGAGGGCAAGGACUACCCUUUUGCCCGGUUCAGCAAGACAGUGCAGGUACCAGUGUACUCUGAGCAGGAGUACCAGAUGCAUCUCCAUGACGAUGGCUGGACUAAAGCAGAGACAGACCACCUGUUUGACCUGUGCAAGCGCUUUGACCUGCGCUUUGUAGUUGUCCAUGACCGUUAUGACCACCAGCAGUACAGAAAACGUUCUGUGGAGGACCUGAAAGAACGAUAUUAUACCAUUUGUGGUAAGCUGACCAAGGUGCGUGCUGCUACAGGGACGGAGCCCAAGAUCUACAUCUUUGAUGCCGGCCAUGAAAGGCGCCGUAAAGAGCAACUGGACAAGCUCUUUAAUCGCACACCUGAACAAGUGGCAGAAGAGGAAUAUCUCAUUCAGGAGCUAAGGAAGAUUGAGACAAGAAAGAGAGAGCGUGAGAAGAAGGCCCAGGAUCUGCAGAAACUUAUUAAAGCCGCUGACACAACCACAGAGUUAAGGCGAGCAGAAAAGAGAGUUUCUAAGAAGAAACUACCACAAAAAAGAGAAACCGAAAAACCGGCUGUUCCAGAAACAGCAGGCAUCAAGUUCCCUGACUUCAAAUCAGCGGGAGUCACACUGCGCAGUCAGAGGAUGAAACUGCCAAGCUCUGUAGGCCAGAAGAAGAUCAAGGCCAUUGAGCAGAUCCUGCUAGACCAAGGAGUGGAUCUUAACCCCAUGCCCACAGAGGAGAUUGUUCAGAUGUUUAAUGAACUUCGUAGCGACUUAGUGCUGCUGUAUGAGCUGAAGCAGGCCCACAGCAACUGUGAAUACGAACAACAGAUGCUGCGUCAUCGCUAUGAGGCCCUUCUGAAGGCUGGCAGUGGAGGCGGGUUUGGUGGUACUAUAGGGGCUGGACCCCCAGCUGCGACACAGGUUGGAGAAGUCAAUGCCACCAACAGCAAUACAGCAUCCACCCCAGGGGGUGAAGCUCCAUCCUGGCCCAGUGCAGAUGACAUCAAGUUGGAAGCCAAGGAACAAAUCAUUGAUGUUGUUGGAGCACCACUUACCCCCAACUCACGCAAACGGAGAGAGUCGGCAUCCAGCUCGUCUUCGGUGAAAAAGGUGAAGAAGCCUUGAUGAGCACCAGAGCACCAGCUGGUACACGGUGGGGAACAAAGGACCGUGUAAGUUACUCUGGUCAUUGCAGAGACAACCACAAGUUUUAUGGUUGGACAAGAGGGACACGGGAGCAGGACACAACAUUACGUAGAAGCACCACUGACGAG